This is a messenger RNA of Photinus pyralis (common eastern firefly), 4933 nucleotides long. RefSeq names its product putative nuclease HARBI1. The record is from RefSeq and is a predicted model, not a curated record. The transcript has 7 exons. NCBI's taxonomy places the organism in Eukaryota, Metazoa, Arthropoda, Insecta, Coleoptera, Lampyridae. Bases 3792 to 4898 code for a protein of 368 amino acids.
UUAAGUGUACAUUUUUGAGAAACGAUAUCUUCGCCAGUGUCAUCAUCCUCUAUGUCAAUCCAUUCAUCAGUGGCGUUAUCGUUCCUUUCUUGAUCGAUAUUAGCGUUUGUUAGUGGCGACUCGAUUUCUUCACUACUGGAAGAUUCAUGAUCCUCAGAAGAUGAUGUAUCUGGUACGUAGUUUUUAUCUGCCAAAGAAUCAUCACUACUAUAAGCAUCGUUGUUACUUCCCUCAUCUGACAAAAAAUAUGAUCUGUCUACGUCCGUAUUUUCUUUUUCGGGUGCGUUUUCCCUUUCAUUAGUUUGGAUGACACCUUCUAAGUCAUCUUCUAACACGCUACUCGAACACUCGCCAAUUGUUUCACCACUUUUCACUACCCCUUUUGUCGCCGCUUCCACUAUCUUCUUCGCUCGCGUAGACAUGUUUCAUCAAUAUUACACUUAUUGAAAAACAAACAAUAUGUAUAUAAACCUCACACACAUUUACAAAACACAACACGCAAUACGAAUACCCUAACCCAAGAAAAUCAACAACAACAAACCACGUGUCUCAUGGGGCAUGCGUCGCACCAAGGUAAUAUUAAAUUACUACUGUGCGGCCCAUGCCUCAAAUGGCAUGUGCUAUAAGUCACCAAUUAGCUUGUCAUAUAUUCAAAACCCAAUUGAAUGGUAUAUGUGCAACUGAAAUAGCUUAAGAAAUAGCCAUGUAGGCGCCGUCGCAGUUAUUGCAAUAUAUAGCCAAAUGUGCGUUCGCAUACAACUCAAACUAUACACAUGCCUCAAAAGGCAUGUGUCGCAGUCAACGUGCUAGAAUACAAUUUAAAAAAAAAUCAAAUGAACAUUAAUUUUUUGAAAAAAAUAAUGAUAUGGGCUUUAUUUUCAGCCUGGAUGGAAAAUAAGGCCCAACAUAAAAAUGAAUUAAUUAUCCUGGCAUUUUGGACAAAGUAGUUCUUCCACAUCAUCUGCGGUUAAACCAAGACAUUCUUCGUGUAGCCACUGCUUACAUGCACCACAACAUCGCAUGUCCAGCUGCUUGCUUGAUUGACAAAGGUAGCAGUACCACGAUUCAUCAUCACUAGUAGAAUUUUCUUUAACUGCAGCCGAAUGGGCAUUUCCUUUAUUAAAUAGCUUCUUUGCAACGUGCUGUGAUUUAUAAUUGAUUGCUUUUCUCCUGACAACCGCCUUCUUUUGAACAAGGUCAGGAGUUUUCACCAUUUCCAAGAAAGAUUUUUCUUUGACUGGUAAUUCCUCUUGUUUAGCAUUCCUACUAUUCUCUGGCGACAAUGUCUUCUCACGAAGAACUUGUAUUUUUGCAUCACCCUUUACUUUUUGUUUUUUGUUUUGUGCACAUGAUGUUCCUGCUACUGAUACAAGGCAGUUUUUGGGCACAGCAUUUUCAUUUCUUUUUGUAGAUGAUUGUAUUUCUUCGCCCGAGGCCAUUGUCAUCUUCGUCGAAGGAUGGUUGCCUUUCAAUAAUCCUCCUUGUUACUGUCGAUGGAGCAAAUGCUUCAUCAGAUAUCGCAUUUUUGUCAAAUGGGUAAAUACCUGUGGUUCUAAACCCACUCGUUAUAUUAGCAACCGUCAUACAUUUUCCCCAAACUGGUGUAAAAACGGCGGAGAAUCUUUCUUUUGUCAGACGGCGAUCUGGAUUUUGGUCUCAGUACAUUAAUAAUUGGUCAUCCCAGUAGUGUUCAAAAGACCUAAACACUGUUUUGUCUAGGGGCUGGAGUUCAUGUGUUGUGUUGCUGGGAAGACAAAAUAACUCGAUGUUAUUUUCUUCUGCCUUAUCCGCAAUAGUGACAUCAAGAUGACACGCAGCACCAUCAAAUAUCAGUAGCACUUUUCCUUCCGGUUUGUAUUUAGCAAAGUGGUCUAGCCAUUUACAAAAUAGUUCAGUAGUCAUACUGCCCUUGGGACUAAUAGAAACGAUUGAACCUGCUGGUAGAUCAUCCGAAAAAGUAGGUUUUUCACGAAUUCCUUUAAACAGAAUCAUUGGGGGUAUGGCAUGUCCUACAGCAUUCACACAUGCCACAAUUGUUACGUUCUCUCCAUGCCCUUGAGAUACAAGAUGUACUCUUUUGGAUCCUUUCAUUGCUAACACAGAUUGCUGAUGGUGUAAGGUUAGUCCACAACCUUUCUCGUCCAUAUUGAAGAUCUUAUUCGGAGAAUGUUUUAAGUUAAAGGUUUCCAACAAAGUGCUUAAUUUCUCGAAGUAAUCCCCUACUAUAAAUCGAUUCAAUUUUUGGGAUCUAGCUGGAUUCAUGGAUUGCGCUUUCCUCUUGCUGAUGCGUGGGUGUCGUUUUAGAAAUGCAGAAUACCAAUCUUUUCCAACAAUAUUUUGGUUCUAUUUCUUGGAUUCACAUCAAUUCGAUUGAUAUUAAUAAAACUGUAGACGCUUCUUCUUAAAGCUUUUGGGGUAAGAGGUAAUCAUAUAUUUGCUAAUCGAAUGAUUCUAUUUUCGAGAUCCAUCUCUUGCGCUUCAGUAAGAAUUGGUUUACGCUCCAGCUUCCUUACUGUCUCACCGCUUUUUAAAUGGUUUCGUAAGGUGCGCCAGUCUGUUGCUCAACGUCUCUUUGCGAAUGACCUUGGCGUAGAAGCCUUAAAGCAUCAUUCAUCAUAUCCGCAUCCCAAUUAGCUCGCAACCCUCGACAUUUAUACUUUCCCAUCUGCAAAUAAAAACGAACUGAAAAUAAAGCCCACAACAUAGGUCGGAAAAUAUGGCCCGGGCCUUAUUUUCCGAAACAACAGUAAUACAAAAUUAAUUUCUCACAAAGCCAAAACAUGAUCUAACCUCUAACUGAAUAGUAACAAGCGUGGCUAUGUAAUCAUGUUCAAAUUAGAAACAAAGAAGUAUGGAUAAAUUGACCAUUGUAAUUUAAAAAAACACACUCUAUCGUCACUUAUAAGUUGAUGUUAUAAUAAAAACUCGAAAUAAAUAUUAACACUUAACGCGCAUAAAUUCACAAGCUUGUUAGUAUAUGGAUUCCCACUGAUGUGAAGUAAGACAGUAAGACGACUUUUCGCGAUUGGUGGAAAAACAGCGCUAAAUUUAAACGUGGGCCUUAUUUUCCGCUGGGCCAUAUUACCCUCCGGUACCUGAAAAAGUAUAGUAUGAAUAAUAUACUAUUACUGCUUUGGUGAAAUACUUAUCCACUCGAGGGGGUAAUAAUGUAACGCGAAAAACUAAUAGGAUUUUCAAAUACAUCUUAGCGGAUAUUGCAGCCAUCAAAUUUAAUUAUUAUGGGAAACGAUCUGAUAAACGUGCUUUUGCUGAGUUAACAUUGAAGAAAUUAAUAGUCGGUGCCGUCAAACAUACCAUUCAAAAUGGAACUGACAAGGAAGUGGAAGACUGUAUAAGAGUGUGGUUGAAGCAUGCUCCAGAUCGCUUAAAAAGGAACAAAGCAGGAUCGACAGAAAGAAAGAUUAAAUAUAAGUUAAAACCCAUAGUUUCUAAGAGACAGUUGUAUCGUAGGAUAGCUCUUACUGUUAAAAAUACUCUUCAUACUGAGCAAGCUUCUCGAGGCGACUUCAGAAUCUUUAAUGGCCGUAUGCACCGUAGCGUUUUUAAACUGGAUUAGAGUUUAAACUUGGUUAAAUAACAUAACUGCUAUGCACCGCUAAUGUUUAGAGUGCUAACGAAGCUUAAAGUUACACCGGCAAUUUUGCUCGUUUAAGUGUGUAAUCUCGAUUUAAGGUACACGCGUGCGCGCUAGCAUCUGUCACUGUGUAAUCACAUAACCUCAACUUCGGUCUUCUCAAAUCUCUUGGAGUUUUAAAAUUCGUUAAUCUACCAUGGAAAUUGAAGACGAAAUGUUUUAUGACGAUGAUGGUGACAUGUUAAACAUAAUUGAAUACGGUUUUCCAAGGCGUGUUUACCAGAGGACCAAUUAUUUUGACGACAUGGAUGAGCUAUCCUUUUUUAGAAGGUUCCGAUUAACUAAAAAUACAGUUUUACAUUUGUUACCACAAAUAUUACAUUUGUUACCACAAAUAGAGGAAUUUCUGGAGUUCGAUAAUGAUUUAAACAAUAGUAUUUCUCCCAUUAACAAAUUAUUGGCUACAUUAAGAUUUUACGCAUCCUCUGGACAUCAAGUAUCUAUAGCAGAUUUUAUGGGAUUCCAUCAAUCCACAGCCUCCCGAGUAAUAACACAAGUUUCUGAAGCUAUUGCUGGAUUAAGACCAAUUUAUAUCAAGAUGCCAAGAGAUCAUGAAGUCAUACACACCAAUCAGGAUUUUUAUCGAAUUGCGAGAUUCCCCAGAGUGCUUGGUUGUAUUGAUGGAACACAUAUAAAAAUACAGUCUCCAGAUGGUGAAGAUGCAGAGGUGUAUAGAAAUAGAAAAUCAGUGUUUUCAAUAAACACACAGGUUAUUGGCAGUUCUACACUUAAAGUGUUUGAUAUUGUUGCAAGGUGGCCUGGAUCCACCCACGAUGCUACUAUUUUUAAUAACAGCAGAAUUAGAGCACGUUUUGAAGCUGGCGAGUUCAACAAUAACGUUAUUCUUGGCGAUAGUGGAUAUACAUUAAGGCCAUAUUGCUUAACUCCUCUUCUGAAUCCAAUAAGCAGAGAAGAAUCAUUAUAUAAUGAAGCCCAUAUAAGAACCCGAAACACAAUUGAACGAUUGUUUGGGGUUUGGAAACGCAGAUUUCCAGUGUUGGCAUAUGGUUUGCGAUGUAAGGUGGAAACCACAUUAACAAUUAUUACUGCCACGGCAGUAUUGCAUAACAUAGCAAUAGAUAUGAAAGAAGACGUACCACCAAUUCCAGAGAACAUUAAUGCAAAUGAGUUGCAAAAUUUAAUUGAUUUAGGUGAAGUUCCGCAACUACCACAAAACGUCAACCAUGUUGGACUGUACGACUAUCGUCGAGAACUAAUAAACAACUACUUUGCAAAUUUAUAAUGUACAAUAUAAAAAUAGAAUAAGUUCCUAGUUUA